Molecule: messenger RNA, 1041 nt
Organism: Cucurbita pepo subsp. pepo (vegetable marrow)
Lineage: Eukaryota; Viridiplantae; Streptophyta; Magnoliopsida; Cucurbitales; Cucurbitaceae
Source: RefSeq, a predicted model, not a curated record
CAUGAUCCUCCUCCUCGCUUUCCUCCUCUUCUUUGCCUCUCCUCUCAUGGCCGCUUCUGACCCAUCCACCAUCUACGACCAUCUCCACCUUCACGGCCUCCCCAUCGGCCUCCUUCCCAAGAACAUCACCAGAUUCUCCAUCGACUCUUCCACUGGCCGAUUCCAGGUCUUCCUCGACCAGCCCUGCAAUGCUAAGUUCGAGAAUGAGGUUCACUAUGAUUUCAAUGUCUCCGGUCGCCUCAGCUAUGGCCAGAUCGCUGAAUUGGCUGGAAUUUCCUCGCAGGAGCUCUUUCUUUGGUUUCCUGUUAAAGGAAUUCACGUCGAUUUGUCCUCUUCUGGUUUAAUUCAUUUUGACGUCGGCGUUGUUGACAAGCAAUUCUCCCUGUCUCUCUUUGAGUCCCCGCCUGAUUGCACUGCCGCUGAUCCUGUUGAUCAUUCCUUCGAGUUGAAUGGAGCCUCUGUCGAUUUGAAUGUGGCUAUUUCUAUGAGUGAAGCACAGAACCUUCAGCUCGAGGACAGGGAACUACGAGCAGCAUCAUAGAUUACCAAUACAAGAAACGUUACGGAUUUCCCGAGGCUUUCGUUCAAGAGUCUGCCUUUGCUGGUCUGGUAAAUUUGUUUCUGCCAUUUGUGGAUUGCUUUUGUUUUGUAUAGUCUUUGUUUCCUAAUAGUCCUGUCUGAUGGGGAUAAGGAGGCUAUUAUAUAUUCAUAUAAAGAGCUCACAGAAAUAUUUAGCCUCCAAUCCUUCAAGUCUAUACUAUUAUUAGCUGAAUUUAAGCGAGGGAGAUUGUUGCUUGGGUCGGCUUAUAAGAAUCCUAGAAGUCAUGUCUGGUAUUAAGUUUAGCAGUCGUCUUGUCUGUUGUAAGUGCUUUUUAUCUCUGUUUAUGAAGUAUAUCACUGCUUCUGGCUGUGGUUGGCAUUGGCUACUCACAAAAAGAAGUUUUGUUUUUGUUGUGUUGCCUCUAUAGCCAUGAAGUUUGGGCUUGUAAAUUGUACAUUGCAAAAGUGAUAUUUUAGUAGCUAAAAGAGGAUUUACAUGUA